Molecule: messenger RNA, 1738 nt
Organism: Suricata suricatta (meerkat)
Lineage: Eukaryota; Metazoa; Chordata; Mammalia; Carnivora; Herpestidae
Gene: CMKLR2
Product: G protein-coupled receptor 1
Exons: 3
Coding region: 280-1347 (355 amino acids)
Biological process (GO): complement receptor mediated signaling pathway; inflammatory response; phospholipase C-activating G protein-coupled receptor signaling pathway
Cellular component (GO): plasma membrane
Molecular function (GO): complement receptor activity; G protein-coupled receptor activity
Source: RefSeq, a predicted model, not a curated record
AGGAGUUCCUAAUGUCCAUCGCGCUCGGUUUUCAGAAUUUCCAGGCUUGGACGGAGUCAGAUUUUCUAACCUUUCCUUUCCUUAAUCAUGUUCUUUGAAUGCUUACCAAAUCCUCUUGGUAAGACUUGCCAAUUUUGGAGUGCCUCAUCCUGCGGUUGCAGCCACUCUGGUGAAAAGGAGUCCACAGAGCCAUACGGAUUGUACAAAAUCUGGAUAUUAACUUCUGGGUGGAGCAUUUAAACAACUGAAACAUAUCCUUGUUCUCCACUUGACAAGGCCAUGGAAGAUCUAGAUGAAACAUUAUUUGAAGAAUUCGAGAACUACUCCUAUACCCUGGAAUAUUACUCCGCAGAGUCUGAUUUGGAGGAGAAAGUCCACUUGGGAGUUGUUCACUGGGUCUCCCUGGUGUUAUACUGUUUAGCAUUUAUUUUGGGCAUUCCAGGAAAUGCCACUGUUAUUUGGUUCACAGGGUUCAAGUGGAAGAAGACAGUCACCGCUCUCUGGUUCCUCAAUCUGGCUAUUGCAGAUUUCAUUUUUCUUCUCUUCCUACCUCUGUACAUCUCCUAUGUGGCUAUGAAUUUCCACUGGCCCUUUGGCAUCUGGUUGUGCAAGGCCAAUUCCUUCAUUGCCCAGUUGAACAUGUUCGCUAGUGUGUUUUUCCUGACGGUGAUCAGCCUGGACCGCUAUAUUCACUUGAUCCAUCCUGUCAUAUCCCAUCGGCACCGAACCCUUAAAAACUCCCUGAUAGUUAUUAUAUUCGUUUGGUUUUUGGCUUUUCUAAUGGGUGGUCCUGCCCUAUACUUCCGGGACACUCUGGAGUUCAAUAACCACACUCUAUGCUAUAACAAUUUCCACGAGCAUGAUCCUGACCUUAAUUUCAUGAGGCACCAUGUUCUGACCUGGGUGAAAUUUAUUGUUGGUUACCUCUUCCCCUUGCUCGCAAUGAGCAUUUGCUACUUGUGUCUCAUCUUCAAGGUGAAGAAGCGAAGCAUCUUGGUCUCCAGUAAGCAUUUCUGGACCACCCUAGCUGUGGUCAUGGCCUUUUUGAUUUGUUGGACUCCUUAUCACCUGUUUAGCAUUUGGGAACUUACGAUCCACCAUAGUAGCUAUUUCCACCAGGUGCUUCAGGCCGGCAUCCCCCUCUCCACUGGCUUGGCAUUCCUCAAUAGUUGUUUGAACCCCAUCCUUUACGUCCUAAUUAGUAAGAAGUUCCAAACUCACUUUCAGGCCUCAGUUGCUGAGAUACUAAAGCACACUCUGCAGGAAGUCAGCUGCUCUGGUACAGUGAGCGAACAGCUCAGGAACUCUGAGACCAAGAACCUGUGUCUGCUGGAAACAGCUCAGUGAGUGAUGACUCUCCCACAAAUCAGUACAAAGCUUUUGUGUGGGUCCCCUGACAAAUGCUUUCAGAUUAUUUGGUUCCAAGGUACAGAACUAACCGUAUCUUUUUGUUAUUAUUUUUAGUCAAUGUAUUAGCAUUACAUUUUUGGGUGGGUCUAAAAUCUAGGAAAGAUCUUCAUUUUUCAGCCUGCAACUUAAAUGAUCUGUCAUUUUUGCUAAUUAUGCCACAUUGGAUUAAUCAUCACUAUUGACACAGUAUCAGUUAUUAUUUUUAAUCUUAGUAAUUUGGAAGUCCUAAAUCUUAAUAUUAAAUAUAAGCUUCACUCAUUUCAAAAAUGUUAAAAUAUGUGCUUAAGCUCACUUUAAUUUUGCAAAAGUAACCUAUUAGACAUGUUUU